CCAAAAAAUAGUGAAUACACUUUGCUAAACAAAAGAAGUCUUCAUUGGGAACUGAUUGUGUUCUUGCCAACUUGGUGUCGCUAUGGAGCAGAUUAUCGGAGAUCUAAACGAGUCUUCAUUGGAGACUGUCUGUCUUCUUGGCAAAUGUACCGACGGCUUUGUGUCUCUCAAGAAGGAUUCGAACUUGGAGAAAUCAUACGUCAAAAAGACAAGUAUUCUCAAACAGUCCAAGACUCUCGAGAAGGAACUCAGGAUCAUGCUUCGUUUCCACAACAAUCCCUUCAUCGUCCAAGCUUCAAGCGAUCACCUUCACUAUGUGACCGGCACCAAAGGCAUGAGUUUUUGUUACAUCUACAUGGAGUAUGCUUCCUUAGGUAAUCUCGACAAGAUGAUCUCUGAUGCCGGAGGGAGAUUGCCUGAAGAUAGUGUCAGACGUGCCACUCGUAUGAUCCUACAAGGAUUGAAGGCUCUUCAUUCUCAAGGUUACGUCCACUGCGACCUCAAUCCGACCAGUGUACUCGUCUUCCCUUCCAACACUCUUGGUGAGCCAUGGGAUGUCAAGCUUGCUGGUUUCCGUUUAUCCAAAGAGCCGACUAUGGACUCUAGCCUGUUUUUUCCUGGAACCCUCGAGGAGUACAUGCCGCCUGAAGCCAUUGAGCAGGACAGGUUAGUUGGACCGGACAAAUUGACCGGACCAGCCCGUGAUAUAUGGUCUCUAGGGCGAUUGGUUCUUAAGAUGUUUGGGGGUGUUCCAGUGGAUGUGAGAGGUUCUUCUAACACAUGGAGGCUGUACGAAGAUAUCUCUCCGGAGGCUACAGACUUUGUGAGGCGGUGCUUGGCGAGGCAGCCUUCCGAUAGGGCCACCGUGGAUGAGCUCUUAGACUAUCCUUUUGCUGCUGAAAAACUUCCAUUGUAUCUUUCUUUCUUAAGGUUUCCUUCUAUCAUAAGGAAGAUUGCCAGGGAGAAAUUGCAUGGAGAAAGUGAGGAACUGAUACCAAAACCUCAAGGGUUAAUCUGGUGAGAAGGAAAAUGAAACUGAUCUCCAAUCUCAGUUUCCACCCUCACCCAUAGGCCAUAACUCAAAACAAUUCCAACAAACUUUGGAAUCUUUUCACAAAUAUUGUAAAAGUAAGCUCAUAACUUAAGCAUAUUGCAAAACUAUAGAAUUUUUUAUAUAAUAAUAACAAAGUCAAGAAAAUUACUAAAAAGCACUUGGAGAUUCACAUGGCAAUAUAAUCCAUAUAAUCUGAAGCCAACAUAAAAGAAAAACAAA
Messenger RNA from Camelina sativa (false flax), 1273 nucleotides. RefSeq names its product mitogen-activated protein kinase kinase kinase 17-like. Lineage: Eukaryota; Viridiplantae; Streptophyta; Magnoliopsida; Brassicales; Brassicaceae. The record is from RefSeq and is a predicted model, not a curated record. Gene Ontology annotation, molecular function: protein kinase activity; ATP binding. Gene Ontology annotation, biological process: signal transduction; protein phosphorylation.